ACAAACAUACUUCACCAUCCAUCAAAAUUUUCAGUCAAGAUGACAAAUUUUUUCGGCUCAUUCAUUCACAAAAUUCUCAGUUCCAGAAAUCUGUCCAAACUCCAUUCUCGCAGGUGCAUAUCCAUUUUCAAAAAAUCCAAAGAUCGAAGAGAUACACAUUUAUCACCCUACAUAAUCCUGAAACCAACCAAAGAAGACUAUGAAACAAUUCUCAAACUGAUGCACGAAGCAUACUAUCCCGAGGAGCCAACAUGCUUCAGCUUAGGAAUCGCUCGGAACACUGUGAUGGAUGAAACAGCUCUGAAAAACCUUGCGGAAGGAAUAUCUCUGGUAGCAAGAAGCAAAUAUGAUGGAUGUAUAGUAGGGGCAUGUAUUAAUGAAACUUCGAAUCGAUGGGAUCCUGACUUGAAGGAGAAACUAGCCGCAAGUGUUCAGUGCUCAAACGUGAAACAACUGUUAUUAUUCCAAGCCCACAUACAGCGGUUUCCACAACUAUGGGACUGUUACUGUGUUCAAAAAAUUUUCGAAAUCAGCAAUCUUUUUGUGAAAAAGUUUCACAGCAGAAGCGACAUCGCUGAAAGGUUGCUAAAUGAAUCGAAGGAACUGGCAGCUGAUUGCGGAUACAAAGUUGUGCGACUCAAUGCAACGAGUUUGCAUCUGGCAGAGUUGGCUAAAUCUAUGAACAUGGAACUGGCAGCUGAGAUGCCGUAUUGUUUGUACGUGGGGAGAAAUAUGAAACCUGUAUUCGAUCCACCGUAUCCCAACGAUUCUGUGAAGGUGUUCAUUGAUGUUGAUCCCCAAAUUAAAAAAGCGUCCAUCAAGAAGUGAAUAUUAUCAUAAGGUGAUGUUGCUUCCCACUAUUCUCAACUGAAUAAUACAAAAUGAUACAAAUAAAAUCAGCAUGAAAUUAUCACUUUA
Leptinotarsa decemlineata (Colorado potato beetle) is the source of this 918-nucleotide messenger RNA. RefSeq lists its product as uncharacterized. The record is from RefSeq and is a predicted model, not a curated record. NCBI's taxonomy places the organism in Eukaryota, Metazoa, Arthropoda, Insecta, Coleoptera, Chrysomelidae. Gene Ontology annotation, molecular function: N-acetyltransferase activity.